Messenger RNA from Humulus lupulus (European hop), 1605 nucleotides. RefSeq lists its product as uncharacterized. NCBI's taxonomy places the organism in Eukaryota, Viridiplantae, Streptophyta, Magnoliopsida, Rosales, Cannabaceae. The record is from RefSeq and is a predicted model, not a curated record. The coding region runs from base 1 to 1605 and encodes 534 amino acids. The transcript has 3 exons.
AUGACACUUUUAUGGAAAAAAAUAGAAGAAGCAGACACUCCAUUAUAUCCACAAUGCACUAAAUAUACUAAGUUAUCGUCAAUUGUUGCAUUGUAUAAGGUUAAAACUACCAAUGGAUGGUCUGACAAAAGUUUUGAUGAAUUGUUAAGACUUUUGAAUGAUAUGUUUCCUUUAGAUAAUAUGAUCCCCAAGUCUAUGUAUGAGGUUCGAAAAUUUCUUCGAUUAUUUGAUUUAGGAUAUGAAAAGAUUCAUGCGUGUGUUAAUGAUUGUUGUUUGUUUAGAAAAGAUAAAGAAAACUUGCAAGAAUGUCCAACAUGUGGAACCUCACGUUGGAUGUCAGAUAAGCUGACUAAAAAGGUUCGACAUGGUGUCCCAGCAAAAGUUUUGAGGUACUUUCCUAUAAUCCCUAGGUUGAAACGGAUGUUCAUGUCUAAAAGAAUUUCAAAGGAAUUAAGAUGGCAUCACAACAAUAAAAGUUGCGAUGGAAAAAUGCGUCACCCAGUGGAUUCAGCAGCAUGGGAGCUAGUCAAUGAUAAAUGGCCAUCAUUUUCAAAUGAAGAGAGAAAUAUUAGACUUGGCCUUUCCACAGAUGGAUUUAACCCAUUUAGUAAUUUAAGUUCUAAGUAUAGUGUUUGGCCUGUUUUGUUGCCUGGGAAUGAUAUUGAUAUAUACUUAGAACCCCUCGUAGAGGACUUGAAAUUAUUAUGGAAUGAGGGUGUUGAUGCUCAUGAUGCAUUGGACAAUACAAAUUUCAAGUUGCGGGCUAUUUUGAUGUGGACAAUCCAAGAUUUUCCAGCAUACGGGAACCUUGCUGGUUGUAAAAAUAAGGGAUGUUUUAGUUGUCCCCUAUGUGGUUAUGGUACUCAUUCAGAGUGGCUAAAACAUAGUGGGAAGUUUUCAUAUCGAGGUCAUCGGAAAUUUCUUAAAGAAGACCAUCCAUUUCGGAGUAAAAGAAGUUGGUUUGAUGGAGAAGUUGAGCAUGGAAAUCCCCCAAGAAUCAUGAAUGGGACUACAAUUGCUGAACACCUUAAAGAUUUUGUGAAUGUUUCGGGAAAAUCCACUUCAAAGAAAAGGAAACAAAAUGAUUCAAAAGAAAUGUGGAAAAAACGAUCCAUAUUUUUUCAGUUACCUUAUUGGAAGAAAAAUGUUUGUGAAAGCAUCUGUAAUACAUUGCUAGAUGUUGCUGGAAAAAGUAAAGAUGGACUAAAAGCUCGCUUGGAUUUGCAACAUAUGGGUAUUAGGAGUGCAUUACACCCACAAGAGAAGGGGACUAGAACCUAUCUUCCUGCAGCUUUACACACACUAUCAAAGCUUGAGAAAGAAUUAUUUUGUAAAAGGUUGUUCUCAUUGAAAGUACCUAAUGGAUAUAGUUCAAAUAUUCGAAAUUGUGUUUCAAUGGAACAAUGCAAGCUCAUGGGCCUUAAGUCACAUGAUUGCCACAUUUUGAUGCAACAAUUACUACCGGUGGCUAUAAAAGGAUUGAUGCCAUUGGGUCCAAGAGAUGCUAUAAUAAGAUUAUGCACGUUCUUUAAUCGAAUAUGUCAACGUGUUCUUGAUAGAGAAAGCAUAAUGACAUUAGAAAAUGAUGUUAUUGAAACUUUAUGA